Megalobrama amblycephala (Wuchang bream) is the source of this 5858-nucleotide messenger RNA. RefSeq names its product interferon-induced very large GTPase 1-like. Gene Ontology annotation, molecular function: protein binding; GTP binding. The transcript is spliced from 3 exons. Bases 1 to 5172 code for a protein of 1723 amino acids. Lineage: Eukaryota; Metazoa; Chordata; Actinopteri; Cypriniformes; Xenocyprididae. The record is from RefSeq and is a predicted model, not a curated record.
AUGAGGAGCAACUUGAAGAUAUUUAAGAACUUGAUCAAUUCAAACAGCUGUAAACACGACAGGUUCAUUGUGUCAUCAAGAGAAAUGGAGAAUCAUCCUGGUUCCUGCAUUAUUCUGUACGGAAGUGAAUGUGAUGAAGCUGUUUGCUUUACUCCUCCAUCCAAACCAGCCUGUCCGAUCACUGAAGAGGUCAAAGGUCAGAAUGUGGUUCUGAAGGUUCCUCCAUCAUGUCCUGCUACAGUGGAGCUCAGAUUACUGUAUAAAGUGAAGCAGGACACAGUCUGGACAUCUGAACCUGUGCUGAAGGAUCAACACACAGUUACUCUGACUGAUCUGAGAGCAGGAACUGAGUAUGAGAUCAAAUGUGCAGCUGUGGGGAAACUCAACUACACUGUAGACAGUGACGUGAUCAGAGUCAUCACAGAGCUCCUCCAUGAGAGAUACGAAACCGGUGUGGCACAAAGAGAAAAAACAAGGACAUUGGAAAAGAGCAGAGCAGAGCAGAACAAAAUAUAUCACCUAUUUCACAGACUUCAUCUUAAAGACAGGUACCACAAUAAACUGAGAGCUGCAGAUGUUCUUCAGAUAACUGGACAUUCAUUACAGUCCCAUGAGUAUUGUACUGAACAGGAGCUGAUUCAGACUUUCCUACAAAAACUACUGAUGAUGAACUACAGAGCAAGAUUUAUUAUAUCUAAAGAGAAAAAUGAGGAAGAUCACACACAACGAAAAGACAAUCACUCAUCUGAAGAUGAAAGUGAUAUUUUUCAUGAAAUGUUUUUAUCUAACUAUGGAGCAAGCCAGUCUAAGGCCAUUCACCCGAUGGAUGUUCAGAUGGCCGUGUUUCAUUGUGCCGAUAGUUUCCUGAAGCAGCUGAUGGUCACUAAACUGUCCCAGUGUCAGUACGCUCUGCCUCUGCUUCUUCCUGAUCCAUUCACACAACAGAUUGAGUUUCCUCUCUGGACAUUUAGAGAAAUCACCAAGAGCUGGAAGAUCAGAAACACCAACAAUGAAAUCAUCAGUCAAACCCAGCCGAUCUACAAAGCAGAAACUUCAAUGGUGUCUUUCUUCAGGUUUGGCUCUGUGCCUUCAUCCAAGUCUCAGCUGAUGAACAGUCUGAUCAAUGAGAAACACAACACGUUCUUCCACAGGAACUGCCCAGGCAGCAGCAGAACCAGAGAACUGAUGGAUGGAGUGGUGGAGAUCGCCUGGUUCUGCCCCUCUGGAUCAUAUGAUGAUAAAUUCACUGACUGUGUUGCAUUCUGUAAUCUACACGGUGAUGCAGGAGACCAUGAAAAACAGCUUCAGAUCCUCACUGAAAUGGCCUCAGUCAAUGUUGUUCUUCUACCACAACUGGACAGGAAUGACAAAAGUGCAGCAAUAAUACAAAACAUGUACAGGAACUCAAAGCCACUCAUUUGUCUUUUUACUGAGAAUGAAUCUGCUGUAACUGAAAUAAAGAAAAGAAAAUAUAAGAUUGGUCUGAAAAAUAGAAAUCAGUCAGUUGUAUCUGAAGAACUCAGAAGAGCUAUAAAUGACUGUCUCUCAGAAUCAUCUUCCACUCUCAGACUUGAAGAUGUGUCCAAACACUCAGAUGUCAGAGUAGAUGAGGAAGAUGAUGAAGACUGCAGGAGAGGAAGAGAAGCAGCACAGAAGAUGAUGAGUUUACUGGAGAAGAAAGAUCUGACAGAAAUCAAAGAAUCAGUUCUGCCUCAUCAGGGGAAACUGUGGCAUCAGUGGCGUCAGAAGAACAAGGAACUACAUCGACCUAAAGCAGAUGAGAUAGAAAUGGACAUCAGUAGAAAGAAAACAGAGUUGAAAAGAAUUCGUCAGCAUCAGUAUGAAUCUGACAUAAGAGAGUUUAUUAAGUUCUUCAUUAAAGAAAUUAACUCAGGUGCUGCCAAUAAAAAUAUAUAUUUUCUCAAAUGGCUCAGAAUCCUCCUGGAUGAAUAUACCUCAGGUGACCUUUCUUAUCUAAAUCACAAAUAUGAUGAAAAGUGGUCAACAGUCUUAAAACUGAAAGAGAAUUGUAAUAAAAUUGAACAACUUAAAGCUGAACAAACUGAACUUGAGAGAAUAUCUGAGAAGCUUCAAGCUGCAGCCUUUGGUUUGGAGCACAUCAUGAGGGAGAUCGGUCAGAUCUAUGAAUCAUGUUCAUCUGUGAAGAAGAACAAGAAAGACCUGCAGUUUGACUUCUCUUCUCUCCCGAGUCUUGCAGCAGAGAUGAUGAUCUCUGGAUUUCCACUGGAGCUGAUGGAUGGAGAUGCUGCUCAUGUUCCUGUGAUCUGGAUCUCUGCUGUUCUAGAUGAACUCAUCCAGAAACUGGGAGACCAGAGAGUCUUUGUGCUGUCAGUUUUAGGGCUUCAGAGCUCUGGGAAAUCCACCAUGCUGAAUGCCAUGUUUGGACUCCAGUUUGCCGUCAGUGCUGGCAGGUGCACCAGAGGAGCUUUCAUGCAGCUGGUCAAAGUGUCAGACGAGAUGAAAACACAGAUGAACUUUGACUAUAUUCUGGUUGUUGACACUGAGGGUCUUCGUGCUCUAGACCUGGCUGGAAGAUCAAGAAGACAUCAUGACAUUGAAUUGGCCACAUUUGUUGUUGGUCUUGGAAAUCUGACAUUGAUCAACAUCUUUGGAGAAAACCCAUCUGAGAUGCAGGACAUUCUUCACAUUGUUGUUCAGGCCUUCAUGAGGAUGAAGAAGGUCAGACUGAAUCCCAGCUGUGUGUUUGUGCAUCAGAAUGUUUCAGACAUCACAGCUGUAGAGAAAAACAUGGAGGAAAAGAGACGACUGCAGCAGACACUGGAUAAGAUGACUAAACUCGCUGCUGAAGAUGAAGUUUGUGAUGCAGAAUGUUUCAGUGAUGUCAUUGCAUUUGAUGUACAGAAUGAUGUGAAGUAUUUUGCUCAUCUUUGGGAGGGAAACCCACCCAUGGCACCACCAAACCCAGACUACUGUGAAAAUAUUCAAGACCUAAAGGAAACUAUUAUAUCUUGUGCAGAAAAACCCCAUGGAAUGAUGCUGAUAGACUUAAAAGAUCAUAUUAGAGAUCUAUGUGAGGCUUUACUGAAGGAACGAUGUGUCUUCAGCUCCAGAACUGCUCUGGAGAUUUCAGCCUACAGGAAACUGGAGACUGAAUACAGCAAGUGGUCCUGGAGGCUUCGCAGUGCCAUGAUGGAAACUGAGAAUAAACUACACAACAAAAUAGAAAAUGAAGCAAUUUAUAAGUUUGAAGAAACUGAUCUUCAAAGAGAACUGAAGAAGACAAGUGAGGAUGUGAAAAACUCAAUGUCAGAAUUCUUUGAGAAAGAUGCUGAUAUAUUGGUUCAGUGGAAAAAAUCAUUUGACGUAAAAAUGAAAGAGAUUCAGGAAAACAUUGUGAGAGAAACAAAGAGGAAAUUAAAUGAGAUUCUUCAGCAGCGAGACCUAAAGAAAAAGACUGAUGAUCAGAAGACACAUCAUGAAAACACUCUCUAUGAAAAGAGCAAAGAACUUGCCUUAAAACUCAAAGACAAAACAACUGAUGAACAAACACAGAAGAAAGAAUUUGAUUCAUUUUGGAAAAAGAGUGUUGACAGGAUUCUCUCAGACAGUCCUCAAAUUAAAGACACUGACAUAAUGACAGAUGUGAGAGAGAUCCUCAAAAACAUCUAUAGAAGUUCUCUUGUAUACAAUUGCAGUGAGAGCUAUGAUAUUUUUACUGUGACGACUUACUCUCAAUAUGUCAUUUUCAGAAAUUCCACAAAAACAGUUAAAGAAACAUGUGGAUUUGAUCAAAGUCUUUCUCUAGAAGAUGAAGCCCAAAUAAGAUCAUUAGUCACAGAUGUUGCUCAGCAGACAGACAGAAUGAUUCAGUCAUUUAACAUUUCAAAGAUGGGCUACAACAUCAGCUACAUUCAACAACUCACAGGUUACAUCAAGACAAGAGUAACAGAACAUCAGAAAAGACAAUUGAAAUAUGUGUUCAAGAUUGAUUUCUUCAUGGAUUUGGUUCUUUCUAUCAGUAAAAGGGCAAACAAGAUGAUCACUGACCAACACAGACUCUUCAAAGAAGCCAAUGAUCCUAAGAUAUAUGUAGAGAAGAAGAGAGAAGAGUACUAUAGUGUUUUCCAGAAAUACUGUCAUGGAGCAACAUCAGCUGCCAUUUUUGGUGAGAUCAUCUGUCAGAAACUGAAAGAGCCCAUUGAGCAGAGUGUCUACAAGAAGACUGCCAGAGAUCUGACUGAUGGAAUGAGAACAAACUGUGAAUCACUGAAUGGAAACGGAUCAAAUCUGGAGAAACACAUCCUGAAGACACUGGCAGAUGAAGAGGACUUCAAAAAAUACAUGAACUACAUUCAUAAUCCCAGAGAUCAUUUCAAGAGUUUCAUCAGAGAUGAAGUCAGUCAGUACAUCACUGAUAAGUUCAGUGUCAGUGUUUUACCCAAGAUGAAGGAGAACAUUGAACUCCUGCAGCAGAAGAUCAUGAAAGCAGUACAUGAAUCUACUGAACAUGUUCAAGUGAACAGAGGAGAUGUUGGUUUGUGGUUGAAGAGUUUCACACAGCAGAUCUCAGAUAUGCUGAUCUUCUCUGAAAAAGACCUCAAUGGAGUGAAACAUGAUGAUGUUGAUGAUUUAAACCUCCUAGAAGAUGUGAUAAGACAAGAGCUUCCUACUAUAAUAUCAGACAUCAGCAGAAGAUUCAACACAGAGACAUUUCCAGUAAAUCUGGACUAUAAAUUUAGACCAGAUGAGCUUCUGAUUGAUCACUUCUGUCAGUGUUGUUGGGUUCAGUGUCCGUUUCGUAAAGCCAUCUGCACCAACACCAUAAAAAAACAUCAUGGAGAUAACAGUGCUCCUUUCCACAUAGAGAGAGGAAAUGGAAGGCAUUUCCCACAAGCACAGUAUCUCUGUGCUGUUAUUUGCACAAAAUUAGUGGCAAGUGAUCAGGAUUUCUAUGUACCAGAUGGAAGGUUCCCUUCUAGAGAAUACAGAAGAGCAGGAGGAGUUUAUGAAGACUUGAGCAUCACCUCUGAUCUCUCUGAACUGCCCUACUGGAAGUGGUUUGUCUGCAGAUUUCAGAAAGAUCUGGAAAAACACUACAGUAAAACAUUUGAGGGGAGUUUUAAAAUAUCAGAUGAAUGGAGAAAAUACUCAAAACAGAAUGCUAUUGAGUGUUUGGGUCAAUGUAUCUAAUGGAGCAGAUAGUGAAUGAAAAUCUCACUUUUCCUAUUAGAUUCUCCUCAGAUCACAGUUAAAAAACGAGCUUCUAUCACAUAUCAGCAAAAAUCUGUACUCAUCUACGCCUCACUCCAUGGAGAACUAACAGAGUACACUGAUACAAGAGCUUUGAAGACAAUAUUCAAUCUUAAAGUGGAGCUACACAAUUUUUUUUAGACAUUUUUAUUGAAAAAAAUGUAUGCAACAUUUAACAAAAAUUGUUAUUGUGGAGCAUUUUAUAGCUUUCCUUUUUUUUCCCUUUAAGUUUGGAUGUUAAAUUAUUUGUAGAUAUUCAAAUUAAUAAAUGAGCUUAAAGUUAUUGGGAUUAUAAAAGUAGAGUGUUUGUAGAAAUACAAACAAAAGCUUAAUUUAAAGCAACUUUAUGUAAUUUUGUGUAUUUUAUCAAUAUUACUGCCCCCUACAGUUAAUGGGCAAGUUGUCAUUCACUGGAAUUCACUCUUGAUUUACACCAUAUUUAAUUCUUAUGCAUAAUCGAAAAAAGUGUGCCAUCAGAAUGAUUUUUACACUAUGUCAAGGUAAACAACUUGUAUAAAGUUGCUUUAAUCAGAUUUAAGCAUAAUCAUAUUUUAAACAUAUCAUAAAUGUUAUUACAUAAUAUUGUGAUCAUCAGUACAUCUAAUGAUUCAUGUGCUUGUAUAUAA